Molecule: messenger RNA, 367 nt
Organism: Meloidogyne enterolobii
Lineage: Eukaryota; Metazoa; Nematoda; Chromadorea; Rhabditida; Meloidogynidae
Source: the annotation of a GenBank genome assembly
GAAAAUUUUCAAAAUUUGGGGAUUUGGAGAAGUAUGAGGAGGAGCGGAAAUGGAAUUUUAAAAAUAUAGGAUUAUCAGUUGCAUGGGCUACUAGAGGUGUGUGUGUGGGAGGGAGAAAUAAAUUGUGAAUUGGGCCUGGAAAACCUAAAAAUAAACAGAACAGAGUUAGUCAAGUAUGAAGUGUGCCAGUUUCGCCUUUUGCUUUCGUUUUCACCCAAUUUCGUCUUUCUUUAUGUUUCGCCUUUCGUCCCUUGUCUUUCGCUUCUUUAAAAUCAGUUUCGGCACUCUCGUGGUAGUCAACCACCUUUCCUCUAUUUUUUUGUUAGAUAGAGACCGGACUGGGAGGAUUGUACGAUUCUCUCGAUAA